Molecule: messenger RNA, 3187 nt
Organism: Solea solea (common sole)
Lineage: Eukaryota; Metazoa; Chordata; Actinopteri; Pleuronectiformes; Soleidae
Gene: recql
Product: RecQ helicase-like
Exons: 15
Coding region: 202-2697 (831 amino acids)
Biological process (GO): double-strand break repair via homologous recombination
Cellular component (GO): chromosome; cytoplasm
Molecular function (GO): 3'-5' DNA helicase activity; nucleic acid binding; four-way junction helicase activity
Source: RefSeq, a predicted model, not a curated record
CUAGCCACAGGGCACAUUAUUUCCCACUUUCACCCAUUUGUCACAGUAAUUCGUCUCCCAACGCGGUUUGUCCGUCUCUGUAGCAACCGGGAAAUAAGUUCAGCAACAAGGAAGGGGCCAGCCCAGAAUGACUGAAUGCGAUGCAAGCAAACCACAUCAACAUCUCUGACAGUGUGAAGUGAGAAAAUCUGUCUGAGAAAGAUGGAGGAUGUGCAGGAGGAACUGGACUCAGUGGAGGCUGAGCUGGAGGUGGUGGAGCUGCAGAUCGCAGAACUGCUGCAGAAGCAGACCGAGUUGACUUCUCGUAAGAAUGCACUGCUGCAACAACUGGGAGAGGCCUGUGACAGUGCGCCGUCUUCAUCGUCGUCGUCUUUGUCCUCUGCUUCUACCAAAUCAUCUGGAGCUAAUUCAGUAAUGAGCAAAAAGGAGAUGCAGCUCUAUGAUGGCACAGAUUUCCCAUGGUCCAAAGCAAUGGAGCAGCACCUGAAGGACUCGUUCCGUCUGUCCACUUUUAGACCACUCCAGCUCAGAGCCAUCAAUCUGACCCUGUCAGGAAAAGAUCUCUUUCUGGUUAUGCCCACAGGAAGAGGCAAGAGCCUCUGCUACCAGCUACCUGCAGUCUGCUCCAAUGGUUUUACACUGGUCAUCACUCCCUUGAUUUCUCUAAUGGAGGACCAGAUCAUGUACCUGAAGUCAAUCGAUGUGCCAGCGGUCAUGCUGAACGCGUCCAGUAGCAAGGAGCAUGCUAAGACGGUCUUGGCUGGAAUGAUGGAUCCGAAGGCUCCUUUUAAGCUCCUGUACGUGACUCCAGAGAAGAUCGCCAAGAGCAAGAUGCUCAUGUCUCGACUGGAGAAAGCCUACAAUGCAGACCUGCUGAGUCGCAUCACUGUGGACGAGGUGCACUGCUGCAGCCAGUGGGGACAUGACUUCAGACCAGAUUAUAAACUGCUGGGCAUCCUGAAGAGACAGUUCCCCAAAGUGCCGCUGAUCGGCCUCACAGCCACGGCAACCGGCAGCGUCCUCAAGGACUGCGAGAAGAUCCUGUGCGUGUCACAGCCAAUCACGCUCACCGCCUCCUUCAACAGAACCAAUCUUUACUAUGAGGUUCGUGUUAAAGAGUCGGACAUCAGUGCAUCAAUAAACGACAUCGCCUCUUUGAUCAUGGACAGAUACAAGGACCAGUCAGGCAUUGUGUAUGUGUUCUCGCAGAAGGAUGCCGAGACUGUGUCCUCUGAACUCCAGAAGAGGAACAUCGUGGCUUCUCCCUACCACGCCAACAUGGAGCCCAACGACAAGUCCCAAGUUCACCGCAAAUGGACCUCCAACAAAAUUAGGGUGAUCGUAGCCACUGUGGCGUUUGGCAUGGGCAUCGACAAGCCUGACGUCAGGUUCGUCAUCCACCACACCAUCAGCAAGUCGGUUGAGAACUACUACCAAGAGAGUGGACGCGCAGGAAGAGAUGGCCUCCCCGCAGACUGCAUCGUCUACUUUGGCUUCUCUGAUAUAUUCCGGAUCAGCACCAUGGUGGUGAUGGAGAAUGUUGGUCAAAAGAAGCUGCUCAAGAUGGUUGAAUACUGUCAGGCGGUUGACAGGUGUCGUCGCUCCCUCAUGGCCGUCCAUUUUGACGAGGUGUGGGACGAUGAAGGCUGCAAUCAGACGUGCGACACUUGCCGCUACGCAAACGACUGCACCUCUGUGGACAUUUCCACACAUGCCAGGCAGGUGGUGCAGAUCAUGGAGCUGGCAGACUCCAUGAAUGAGAAGCUGACUCCUCUGAAGCUGAUGGAGGCGUGGCUGGGGAAAGGCCCCGCCAAGUACAGGAAGAAUCUUCAGACCGCCACGCUGUCUCGGCUGCAGUGUGAAGCUGUGAUCGUGCAGCUGUUGCUGCAGGGAUACCUCAGAGAGGACUUCAGCUUCACUCCAUACACCACCUACUUCUACAUGAAGCUGGGCCAAAAAGCUGCUCUGCUGAAGAACCAUACCCACACACUCAGUAUGAAGAUGAGGACGACACAGAAGGAAUCUGCCAUGGUCACAUCCGCUGUUAAAGCUGAUGAGACAGAGGUUGAUUUAACCUCUGAACCUGAUGUCGUGGACAACAGGUGCCCCCCACAAAUCAAACAGAAACAGUUUAAAGAACAGAGGAACUUGUCCAGGAAACGAGACCUGAAACCAGUGAGCCAGACUGAGAACACCGAACAACAGCUGCCACACGGACAUGGAGAGGAAGAGGAGAAGACGAGAUCCGUUACAACCCAACACGUAGAGGUUGAUGUUGAAAUAAACAAAAUUGAUAAUGUAAGUGUCGGUGAGAGUCAGAAAACGCCAUCACAUCCGGCCAAAACCUGCUCCAAAAGGAAGUCCACCACACCUCAGAGAGUGAGGAGGAGUCGGCGAGCAAACGCACCCAUGGCUGACGCUAGCGCAGCCGCGUCCUGCUCGCCGACCAGGGCCUCACUCAUCUCCGAGACUGCAGCAGAGGAACUCUGCGAGCUGAGGAACUACUACAGCAAGCAGCUGCGGAGGAUCAACUACAUUUCCCAUGAGCGCCUGGCGCAGCCUGCUGAGCCGGGUGUGCUGGCGUGUAUCAGGGAGCCUCUGAGGAGCCUCCGCCUGCCCCGCAGUGUGACCAUCGCUCAGACGGCCCGCAGCCUGUGGACACGAGUCAGCGGGAGGCGCAAACUGCUGCAACGCUGACAUCACUCACUCUUCACCGCUGUCAUUAACACUGUGUUUUUUUUUUCAACUACAACAAAAUAUUUUGUUCAAAAAAAAAAUGAAGAUAGGGCUGGGUGAAAGGGCCAUUUCUGUAGGUGUGAUGUAGAUGCAAAUGUAAAUAAGUCCUGUCUACUAGCAAAUGAUGUAGUCUUUAGUUUUCUUGCUGUUGUGCGCGUGUCAAACAAUCUCCCACUGCAUUUGUUAUAUGCGAACAGCAAACUCCAUCACCAGUUUUUUUUUUAGACAUUUUUGGGUCUUGUUUGUAAAGAAAGUAUUUUACAAAUUUGAGUUAUAAAUUCAGAGGAAAGCGUUAUAUCUUUAAAUGUGUUAACACAAUGCAUAAACACACGGAAUUGUUAUAUUGCUAUCGAAUAACAUUGUAUUGCACUAAUUGUUAGGAAAUGAAUGCCCUAAGCCCAAGCCCUAUGGUUAAGUUUAUAAUUUCACAAUAAAAAAUUAAAUAAAUAAA